Messenger RNA from Acanthisitta chloris (rifleman), 1039 nucleotides. RefSeq names its product CWC25 spliceosome-associated protein homolog (S. cerevisiae) (gene CWC25). The record is from RefSeq and is a predicted model, not a curated record. The transcript is spliced from 8 exons. Lineage: Eukaryota; Metazoa; Chordata; Aves; Passeriformes; Acanthisittidae. Gene Ontology annotation, biological process: mRNA splicing, via spliceosome. The annotation marks the transcript as partial. Gene Ontology annotation, cellular component: U2-type spliceosomal complex.
GAAGAGAGAAGAGAAGCUGGAGUGGAUGUACCAGGGCCCUGGGGGGAUGGUGAACAGGGAGGAGUACCUGAUGGGUCGCCCUGUGGACAAGUACAUCCUUGAGAAGACAGAGGACAAGGAUGCAGGAUGCUCCAACGAGACAGGGCUGCUCCCAGGCUCCAUCUUUGCCAAGUCAGGGGCCACCUCAGUCCUGGAUAUGGCAAACAAGAUCCGGGAGGAUCCUCUCUUCAUGAUCAGGAAGAGGGAGGAGGAGAAGAAGAGAGAAGUCCUGAACAAUCCAGUGAAAAUGAGGAAAAUCAAAGCAUUGCUGCAAAACAGUUUGGAGAAAAAGGAGAAGAAGAAGAAGAAAGAGAAGAAGAAGAAGCACAAGAAGCAUCGACGUCGCAGCUCCAGCAGCGACAGUGACAGCAGUGAUGAGGAGAGGAGCAAAACUAAGUCUCAGAAGAAGAUGGACAAUUCCUCCUGGAAACCUGCUCCUUCCAAAGUCCCAGGAUAUGGCUUACAAGUGAGAGACUCUGAGCAGAGCCACAGGUCCUGGAGCUCCUCUGGUGCUCCCCCCAGGCACCGGGAUCGCUCCCGCAGCACGUCCCGCUCCCCACAGAGACACUCCAGCAAGAGGAACUCGGAGCAAGCUGCAUCCAGGGGGUCAAGAUCUCCUUCCAGACACAGCAAACAACACAGCAGUCGUGAGGAGAAGGGCAGAGCCAGAAGUCCUUCCCCAAAGAGGAGCUACCGUCGCCAGCACCCCCCGGGGUACACCAGAAAACUCUCUCCAGAGGAACUGGAGCGUAAACGGCAGGAAAUGAUGGAAAAUGCCAAGUGGAGGGAAGAGGAGAGAGCAAACAACCUCAGGAAGCACCGGAAGGAGGAGGAGCUGGAGAAAUCGCUGGAGAAACUCGACUCCAGGGAUGGAAAGUUCUUCCACCGUUUAAAGCUGGAAAGUGCCUCAACUUCCACCCUGGAGGACAGAGUGAAACGGAACAUCCACUCCUUGCAGAGGACUCCUGCUGCUUUGGAAAAGAACUUCAUGCAGAGAUAA